AGCCAAUCAGAUAUCUUGAAUAUUUUGACCAUACAAAAAACCGAGAAAACUGAGGCACACGGAUUUAACUACUAGUUAGUAGAGAAUUUACGUAUCUGCGAUGUCGACACAGCGAGUCAGUUGUCGCACAUACCACUGAGCAAGGAAUUUACUAUCUCAAAUACAACACUAAUGUUAAUGAAUUCAUGUGGUACCAUAAUCAAAUACCAUCAAGCGCCGAUAUCUUAACACUUAGAAACUGGAAUUUUUUAUUCCCACGUGUCAUCACUGCAUUCAUUUUUAUCUUAUUACUGCAAACUUCUGGGUGUGUAGAUAGUGGCCAGAUAUGUAGACCUCCAGGAGGUAAACACAAACUCCAGGAGCUUCACUCGGCUUUUCAACAAGUAUCCUCAAAAUCAAAGUUAAUUAAUGAGAAACGACUCAAUCAAUCUCGUCUGGAGUCUAAAGGAAUUAACGCUCGAUAUGUCUCAAAUGUAUAUUUGGGAGUACAACUUGGACCGCUUGGACAAGACAGUUUCGCUCAGGUCCUUCCUGCAAUUGAUUUGGCUUUGGAAGAUAUACAAACAAUGCCAGCUUUUAAAGGUGUCAGUUUCACUACAGUACUAAUAUUAUACAUUGAUGGCCUUGCGUGCGAUUCACUUGCUUUACUAACAGAACUAAACUCGAAAGGCAUAAAUGUAAUCUUCGGUCCUUUAAAUGAUUUCCACCUGGCUAACGCAGUAAGAUUCAGUACUUCUAUGUACAAUGUUCCUGUUGUGAGUCCGGCUGGUUUCGCACAUCGACUGGACGAUAAAAAUGAAUUUGCUAUGCUUACACGCGUCUUAUUUACCUACUCAGAUUUGGAAUGGGUUUUUAGCAACACUUUAAAACACUACGGGUGGUUACCCAAUAAGCAGACACCAGUAGCAAUAUUUACAAUUAGAGAUAGCAAAAGACAAGAAGAAGCAGUUGGACAUACUGGAAUGACUGGCGUUUUCCAACAUUUAAAGCUUCAACAGUUUUUAGUUAAAGCUGCAUACAAGCUUCUGUCAGUUACCUUAAAUGAUGAAGUUGAUGUGACUGAUAGCUUCCUAAAACGUCUUCCUGACUCUGCCAGAAUUGUCAUACUGUGCACAGAUCCAGAAGUGGUACGAAAUAUUAUGUUAGAAGCGCAUAAAUUAAAUAUGGUCAAUGGAGAUUAUGCAUUUUUCAACCUGGACCUCCUGAGCAGCCAAAAAAAAUUGAAAAGGCCAUGGUAUAGAGAAACAUCAAGUGCAGAAGAAAAUGAAAGAGCACGUCAAGCUUAUCGAGCCCUUAUGACUCUUACACUUUUAAAGCCUGACAGUCCAGAAUAUCGCACAUUCACUGAAGAAGUAAGAGCAAGAGCUCUGCGUGAUUAUGAUUUCAGUUACCGAGACUCUGAAAUAACACCGUUUAUUGGGACAUUUCACGAUGCUGUCAAGUUAUACGCCUUAGCUUUAAAUGAUGCUUUAGCCAAAGGUGGAACUAUUACCAACGGGACACUAAUUACCCACGAAAUGUGGAAUAGAUCAUUCAAAGGUGUCACUGGUGUUGUUCGUAUUGAUGCAAAUGGUGACCGUAACGCCGAUUAUUCUUUACUGGAUAUGAAUCCGAUAACUGGAGACUUUGAGGUUGUUGUCAAUUAUUUCGGUAAUGACAAAUCCAUGUCACCUGUGAGUGGUAAAACAAUAGAUUGGAUAAAUGCUGAGAAUAAACCUCCACCACAUACUCCUCCAUGUGGAUUUGAUGGUUCUGAAUGUCAUAAUACACAUUUUAUCUACAUUGGAAUUAUUGGAGCAGCUGUAUUAAUUGUACUGGUUGUAAUAUCGUUGGUCUUAGGAAUUGUUUUCUAUCGACGAGCUAAAUUUCAAGCAGAGCUACGUGCUAUGAAUUGGAUUAUCCCAUGGGAUGCAUUACAAGUAACAGAAAAACAUUUAAGACGUUAUCGUCGUGAAAGUGAUAUUCGUUCACCGAAUCAAUCAUCUGAUCCACUGAGAAAGAUAUCGUUUGAUACAUGCCCUACCGCCAAUAAGCCUUUACUAGCAGGUGAUGCAUUAGCGAAUGAAACUUUAGACCAAGAUCUAACCGUAGAAUUUUGUACAACAAUUGAUGAAGUCUCUCCAGAGAAACCACAUCGUAAAAUUUCAUUUAGUAAUCUUAUAAUGUCUGCUAUUAAUUCUACAUCCAACAGUGGAGGUAAUGCAAAUGUACCAGGUGAAAAAAGACGAAGGAAAACAUCAACUACUGGACGGUUUUUAGCUCGUUUCGCUCCAGAUCCAAUAACUUUACCACCAACAGUAUUUGAAGAGCCCGGUUCGCAUGCUGGUACAUCACCACAUCCUACAGGAUAUUCACAAUCACAAAUUAAUGUUAGUAAACGUCAACAUCGCUUAUCUAGACGUAGUAAAACAAAUGAAGAGAGUCAAACAACAGAUGUUAAUAGUCCAACUAACGGACAGAAUAAAGGUAUGCCAGAAUGGACAUAUUUUAAGCAUCCAUCUUUUGAUUAUUCCUUUACCACUAAGCAAAAUCGACAUCGAAAGAAACAUGAUAGUGUUGGAAUGGAAUCUGACUACAAUCCAUUAAUGGAAUUCGACUUUUUCAAGAAAAAGAAGCACUCAGAAGAUUCACGAUCCAGUCUAGGUUCAUUGGAUACAAUAUCUGGUAUACAUUUGGAUAAAUUAGCUAAUUCACAAAUGUUCGCACGUACAGCAUUGUAUAUGAAAAGUAUUGUUGCCUUAAAACCAUUACGAAGACAGACACGUAUUGAACCGUCUAAAGCCUUAUCAAUUGAAGUUAAGAAGGUGAAAGAUUUGAACUGUGAUCACAUCUGUCGAUUGAUUGGUGUGUGUUUAGAAGUACCACAUCAGUGUAUUGUUUAUGAAUAUUGUCCAAAGGGAAGUCUUCAAGAUGUCUUAGAAAAUGAACAAAUCAAAUUAGAUUGGAUGUUUAAAUUCUCACUAAUGCAAGAUAUUUGUCGAGGUGUUAUGUAUCUCCAUCAAAUAUUUGGUCCACAUGGUAACUUGAAAAGUUCCAAUUGUUUAGUAGAUUCACGUUUUGUACUAAAAAUCACUGAUUUCGGUCUACCGCAUAUCCGUGGCCCACCACCAUCAGAAUCAGAAGUUGGCAGCUACAUUUAUCAUAGAAAUUUACUAUGGACAGCGCCAGAGUUAUUGCCUGAUGCAGAUACAAUAAUUUAUCCACGUGAAUCAAUAAAAGGCGAUGUUUAUAGUUUCGCUAUUGUCUGUCAGGAAAUUGUAUAUCGUAAAGGUGUAUUUUAUAUCCAAAAUUUUAAAAAUUGUGAACCAGAUUAUAUUAUAAAAGAAGUCAGAGAGUGCAGAAAACCCCCAUUUCGACCAACAUUGGAUUCCCUUGAAGGAUGUUCUGAAGACUUAGUUCAAUUAAUCCGUCAGGCAUGGGAUGAUGAUCCAGGUUUGAGACCAGAUUUUCAAUCAAUUAAAUUAUCUAUGCGAAAAUUAAACAAAUCAGGAGACAGUAAUAAUGUUUUGGAUAAUCUACUCUCUCGUAUGGAACAAUAUACGAAUAAUUUAGAAGAAUUAGUUGAACAGCGUACAGCACAAUAUCUAGAAGAGAAAAAGAAAACAGAAGAUUUAUUAUAUUCAAUGUUGCCAAGAUCUGUAGCCAAACAAUUAUUCCGUAAUCAACCAGUGACAGCAGAAAGUUUUGAAAUGGUUACGAUUUAUUUCAGUGAUAUUGUCGGAUUUACAUCACUAUCAGCUGAAUCUACUCCAAUGCAGGUUGUAGAAUUAUUAAAUCGAUUAUAUACACUUUUUGAUGGAAUAAUUGAAAAUUUCGAUGCAUAUAAAGUUGAAACAAUCGGUGAUGCUUAUAUGGUUGCUUCAGGUCUGCCACAACGAAAUGGUAAUAAACAUGCACGUGAAGUAGCACGUAUGUCAAUUGCAUUUUUAAAGGCUAUUUUUGAAUUUCAAAUUCCUCAUCGACCUGAAAAACGUUUAGAAUUAAGAAUUGGUAUACAUUCAGGCCCAGUUUGUGCUGGGGUAGUUGGACAGAAAAUGCCACGUUAUUGUUUAUUCGGUGAUACUGUAAACACUUCUUCUCGAAUGGAAAGCAACGGUCUGCCUUUGAAAAUUCAUAUCAGUCAACAAACGUUUGAUGUACUGAAGACGUUUAAAUCAUUCAUUAUGACUGAACGUGGUUUGGUUGAAAUGAAAGGUAAAGGUCGUCAAAAAACGUAUUGGUUACACGGAGAAGAUUGUUAUAUUGUUGAUCCUAUCCCAGCCGGUGCUAAAAUUAUCGGUGGAGCAUAUGAAGGCGUAACUGGGCCAAUUCCUGCCGGUGCAUUAGCACAAAAAGGAAGUAGUGGUGGUGGUUGUGUUCUUGUUGGUGGUGGCGGAAAUUUAAAUCAAUCCCCAGGACAUUUAUGCAAUCCACAACCUACAUCACCAAUUCAUCCUCAUUCAAUAGAUAAUAAUUCCUCACUUAAGCGGAAAGCUCACAGUUUCCCUGCAACUCCAGCGUGUACUCCAGAUUCUAAUGAUUUAAGUAACCCAGGUUCUCAUGAUAAUCAUCAUCAUCAAAAUCAACAAUAUAAACCUGCUGUCGAUUUACAUGAAAAAGUAUCCGUCAGCAUUACAGAUCCUUUUCAGGUCAAUAGUAAUGAUACUGUAAGCUUUGAACCAUCAAAUAAACGACGCGUUGGUGUUUGCCAUUUGAAUGAAAAUCCAAUCUACAAUGUUUCAAGUGGUAACUCUCAACAAAUUGGUGAAAAAGUGUAAAAAAAAAACAAGAAUAAUAAGAUAUCCCUGGAACGAUCUUCAAUACAAUACUUUUUUUUACUACAGGGCAUGUAUUACUGAUGAACUAUCUUCACUCUACAGAUCCACUGGCGAUAUCCUACAAGAGGCUACUUCCUGUCCCUCCGCUGACAUGUGUAUGUUUCAAGUUGUAUGCAGUUACAGAAUAUAUGACAUACAUAAAUAGGUGAUUGUAUUAAUGCAAGUGAAAUUUCUUUCUACUAAUUUUUUUUCGUGGCCAUAUUUGUAAGGAAUUUUGCUCAAAAAGUGCUUUCGAUUUGAUCUCACUGAAUAUUGUGCCUCACAGUCUCUCUCUCUCUCUCACACACACCCUUAACCCCACCAUCUCCAAAUAGUAAUAGCAAUAUUCCCUCAUACGUAUGUACAUGUAUAAUUUCAGUGUCCUGUCCAACUUUUCAGUUUUGUAUACCAUUUCGUUUGUUUGUAUAUCUAUAUUUGUAUGUAUGUAUGUGUAUGUGUAUGUGUAAUGUUUAUUUGUGUAAGUGGAUAAUGAUGAUUGUGGUGUGUUUCAAUCUCCUCGCUUGCCUAUUGUAAACGUUCCUAUGUUUCCCAUUCUAGUUACAGUCUACACAAACACAUACAGAAACGUUUCAAUGCAUAUUUGUUGUCUAUAUAAACGUAUAAACUAUUCAUGUGAAAGUUAAAAUUUCAGUGUUUCUCUUGUCUAAUUUAUAUUUUCUACAUAGAAUAAAACAAUUACCUUGAUUGUUAAUGUUAAUUAAACUAAAGGAUUAUUUUUUUUAUGCCUAGUUAUAUAUUAAUGUCUUUCAGUUUGAUAAUUUGUAUAUGCAAAUACGUCUAUACGUACGUGUAUGUAUGUGUGCGUGCGUGUGUGUGUGUGUUUUGCCUAUUCUGCAUUCCCUGAACAUUUUUUUGUCUAUUCUUAUUGUUACUGUUGAUUUUAUUUGAAAUUCCUUUAUAGUCACCGGUUGUUCAAUGGGGACAUGUUUUUAGCUCAUUCCCAAAACUAUUUUUUGUCUUCUUCUUCUUCAAAAAGAACAACAAACAAACAAACCAUAAAUAUGUUUAUGUAUAUAUAAGCUGUUUAUGCUGGAGUUCUGUUAACAACAAUAUUUGUAUACAUUAUACAUCAUUUUUUUUGUCAUUUUUGUUGUUGCUUUGUUACAUUCUCUUCUCUUCUUUUGUACCAUUUGCUGAAUAUGUCUGACAUGUAUCUUAAUUAAAAGCUUUAUUCAAUGUGUGAACAUUGAAAAAAAAUGUAUAUGGGACAACGAAGGGUGUAUUUCUGUAAAGAGAGGGGCCAUGGGGGUGAGGACGAAUUACUUCUUUUCAGUGUUUUGAUGUCUCAUCAUUACUUUCUUCAUUGUAUGGAAUGUUUAUGUGUGUGUGUGUAUAUAUAUGUGAAUGUGCAACAUUUCUAUCCUAAUUUCAUUGAUUACUAUUACUAUUCUUUUUUUAUUUAUAGAUUUAUGCUAUUUUGCAUAGAAAUAUUUUAUUGUAUAAAUUUAUAGCCUUUAUCUACAAAAGGUAUAUGAAUGUGCGAGUGUGAAUGGAUAGAUGGGUGGGUGUAAUAAUUAACCUUUUUCUUGCUCCUCAUUUCACUUUCACGUGUUCCUUUCGUGGAAUUUCCCACUUUUUUUUCACUGAACAGCAAUAAACUUCAUCCCAUUUUUUUUUGUUUGAAAUAACAUCCUACUUAAAUUCCUUUGCACUCGCACAUGUAUCUGCUGUUUUUCUCUUCACUUGUGUAUUUUCUCUCUUUUUUUAAUUGUCGCACAGCUUUUUGUUUAAUAAAUCUAAUUUAUUAUGAUCAUCAUCAUUAUCAUGUUGAUUGUUGUCAGUCUUAUUGUCCAAAAUGCUGAGAUUGACAUUAACUUGCUAUACGUGAUCAGAUGAUUGACUGUGUGUGUGUGUGUGUAAAUUCCUUUUACAUUGAAUGUUGGCUUUUUUCCCUACAUUUACAAAUCUGCCAGAAUUAAUUAAUUCACACAUUUUAUAAUUUUAUCACUCCUAACGCCAUAAUUAUUGCUUCACUCAACAAGAAGAUUUCAAGCAAGCUAGUAAAUACUUGAAAGUGGAUUACUGAAAUAAACUCCUCUGUUGUUGUUGUUGUUAUUCAUCUUAUCGAUUAGAUUUCUUUAUGAUGAAUGUUUGUCGAUUUUCACAUAUCUGUUUCCUCUUUGUUUACAUGCAUAUGUGUAUGCGUGUACGAGCACGUAUGUAUAAGUCUCUGUAUCGAUGACUGGGGUGUGUGGUUUAUCUGUACUUGAGUUAUAUCCAUUUCAUGGAUGGAUGCGUAUGCCUGGAUAAAGGUCUGCAUACAUGAAUGUGCUGUAUGUAAUGUGUGUGUGUGUAUACAUGCGUAUUCAUGUCAAUAUAUAUGUGUGGCGUGUACAUGUAGUAGUUAUUCACCUUGUCAACAGCAAUAAUAAUAAUAACAAUAACGUUGAUAAUUGGGGAUAGCAACAACAAGACAACAUACUAUUUGAGAAUAAAACAAACAUGUUGAUUCUCUCCAUCCCUGGUUUUUGUUUGCUUCCUCUUUAGCUAAUUCAUUUUUUUUCUUGUGAAUUGAUUUCUCUUCUAUACUAUUGUUUUUCUUCUUCUUUUCCUUCUUAAUAUCAUUCACGCACUAACAUUUUUGUUUUUCACCUUAGAUAUUACGAGUACAUUUCGUUUUUUUCGACAGAUCAUGUGUACAGUAUAAUAUAAUGUUCGUCUCUAUGUAUCUCUCUCUCUCCCUGUAUGUGUGCGUGUAUGCACACGUGUGUGCGUAUGUGUGUGUAUUGUGUUACAUUCUCUUUUGAAACAAUGGAAUAUAUUUGUCAAAACAGAACUUCAGCUUAAUUGUGUAAUGAAUAGCGCAUCAAAUGAAAUUCAGUUCGUAAACAAUAAAGCAGAAUAAUAAUAAUCAUUAUCAUUUUUCGUUAUAACAAGCUAUACACAAUACAGUAUACUUAUUUGUUCAUUGCGAAUUUCAUGUCAUUAUUGAUUUUCAAGACAUUACUGUCAAUGCUAUCAUUAUAUUAUAUAUUAUUAUACUGAAUGAUGAAAAUAAUAAUAAUAGUUUAAACUUUUGAGUGUUAAUACUUAUCUUCUCGUUAUUAUUU
Messenger RNA from Trichobilharzia regenti, 7867 nucleotides. The record is from the annotation of a GenBank genome assembly. NCBI's taxonomy places the organism in Eukaryota, Metazoa, Platyhelminthes, Trematoda, Strigeidida, Schistosomatidae.